Merops nubicus (carmine bee-eater) is the source of this 674-nucleotide messenger RNA. RefSeq names its product alpha-1-microglobulin/bikunin precursor (gene AMBP). Gene Ontology annotation, cellular component: cell surface; plasma membrane. The record is from RefSeq and is a predicted model, not a curated record. Lineage: Eukaryota; Metazoa; Chordata; Aves; Coraciiformes; Meropidae. The transcript is spliced from 6 exons. The annotation marks the transcript as partial. Gene Ontology annotation, molecular function: serine-type endopeptidase inhibitor activity.
AAGGUCACACCGCUGUGCAGCGUGGGCGGUGCAGAGUCAGGGAUCCCGCCGGUGUGUUGGGGCUCAGCAGCACUCUGAAGCCAGCGGUCAUGAUGUUUUGGGGUCUCCUAUACUUCCUCCUUUUCACUGUGGCCAGCGGGACCCCCGUCGGGGACCAGGAUGAGGAUAUCCAAGUGCAGGAGAAUUUUGAGGCUGAGCGGAUGUAUGGGAAGUGGUACGACGUCGCUAUUGGCACAACCUGCACAUGGAUGAAGAACUACAAGGAGAAGUUCAGCAUGGGCACACUGGUGCUGGGCCCCGGCUCCAGCGCCAACCAGAUCAGCACCACCAGCACCAGGCUGCGGCAAGGUGACUGCACAAAGACCUCAGGAGAGUACCAGACAACCAGCACCCCUGGCAAAUACACCUACUAUAACCCCAAAUGGGAUGUGUCUAUCCGCUCCUACGUGCUCCGCACCAACUAUGAAGAAUAUGCUGUCAUUCUGAUGAAGAAGAAAAGUAGUUUUGGCCCAAGCACCACUCUGAAGCUGUAUGGGAGGAGUCCGGAGCUGCGGGAGGAGCUCAUUGAGGCUUUCCAGCAGCUGGCUCUGGAGGUGGGCAUCCCUGCAGACUCCAUCUUCAUCCUGGCCAACAGAGGUGAAUGCAUUCCUCAGGAGACUGCAACUUCCCCCCAG